CCUCAUCUAGGCAUUCCUUACUUGGUUCUGAAGUGUAGAGGCUCAGCCUGGGGCCCAGAUGGCCUCUGACUGUCCCCAGAGCAUGGCAGAGCCUCCGCCUGGGGGCCCCCCACACUGCCCCCUCCCCGAGCGCAUACCUUGCCCACAGCCGAGCAGCUGGGAGGCUAUUUAUAAAGGCAAGUGAGAUCAGCAGCCGAGGCUAUAAAUGUGUGGGCCACGCCAGGGCCCCACAGGAGUGGCCCAGGCGCUGGAGCUGUGGGCCGUGAGGCCAGGAUGAGCACCAGCACGGGGGGCGGUGGCGGUGGCGACAGUGGUGGCAGCAGCAGCAGCAGCAGCAGCUCACAGGCCUCCUGUGGGCCUGAGUCCUCAGGCUCCGAGCUGGCCUCAGCCAUGCCAGCGCCACAGAUGCUGCCGGGGUUGCUGGGCUCUGACGACGAGGAGCAGGAAGACCCCAAGGACUACUGCAAGGGUGGCUACUACCCAGUGAAGAUUGGUGACCUGUUCAAUGGGCGCUACCAUGUGGUGCGCAAGCUGGGCUGGGGCCACUUCUCCACCGUGUGGCUCUGUUGGGACAUCCAGCGCAAGCGCUUUGUGGCCCUGAAGGUGGUGAAGAGCGCAGGGCACUACACGGAAACAGCUGUGGAUGAGAUCAAGCUCCUGAAAUGCGUUCGAGACAGCGACCCCAGUGACCCCAAAAGGGAGACCAUUGUCCAGCUCAUAGAUGACUUCCGGAUCUCAGGGGUCAAUGGAGUCCAUGUGUGCAUGGUGCUGGAGGUCCUGGGCCACCAGCUUCUCAAGUGGAUCAUCAAGUCCAACUACCAGGGCUUGCCUGUGCCCUGCGUGAAGAGCAUCGUGAGGCAGGUGCUGCACGGCCUGGACUACCUGCACACCAAGUGCAAGAUCAUCCACACGGACAUCAAGCCUGAGAACAUCCUGCUGUGCGUGGGCGACACCUACAUCAGACGCCUGGCAGCUGAAGCCACCGAGUGGCAGCAGUCAGGGGCCCCGCCACCAUCCCGCUCCACAGUCAGCACUGCCCCCCAGGAGGUCCUGACCGGGAAACUGUCAAAAAACAAGCGGAAGAAGAUGAGGCGCAAAAGGAAGCAGCAGAAGCGGCUGCUGGAGGAGCGGCUGCGGGACCUGCAGCGGCUGGAGGCCAUGGAGGCAGCAGGACACGCAGAGGGUGAGGGGCCAGUGAGGUGCCACACUGCCAGUGGGCACACGCACCACCCGCUGCUCACACGGGCUUCUGCCCCAACCCCAGACCUGGGCUCAAGACUUGAGGGAGGCAGCGGCUCCACCUCCUCCUCGGGCUGCCACCCUGGCGGUGCCCGAGCCAGCACCUCUCCGGGCUCCUCCUCCCCGCUUCCCGGGGGCCAGCGCAGCCUCAGCCCCAGCUCGCAGACGUCGGGCUUCUCAGGCUCCCUGUUCUCCGCGGCCUCCUGCUCCAUCCUCUCGGGCUCCUCCAACCAGCGAGAGACAGGGGGCCUCCUGUCACCCAGUGCACCCUUCGGUGCCUCGAACCUCCUAGUGAACCCCCUGGAGCCCCAGAACGCAGACAAGAUCAAGGUCAAGAUCGCAGACCUGGGCAACGCCUGCUGGGUGCACAAGCACUUCACGGAAGACAUCCAGACACGGCAGUACCGGGCCGUGGAGGUGCUGAUUGGCGCAGAGUACGGGCCCCCGGCAGACAUCUGGAGCACGGCCUGCAUGGCCUUCGAGCUGGCUACUGGUGACUACCUGUUUGAGCCCCACUCUGGAGAAGACUACAGCCGGGACGAGGACCACAUUGCACACAUCGUGGAGCUCCUGGGGGACAUCCCCCCGGCCUUUGCACUUUCUGGACGCUACUCUCGGGAGUUCUUCAACCGCAGAGGAGAGCUGCGGCACAUCCACAACCUCAAGCACUGGGGCCUGUACGAGGUGCUCAUAGAGAAGUAUGAGUGGCCGCUGGAGCAGGCCACACAGUUCAGCGCCUUCCUGCUCCCCAUGAUGGAGUACCUGCCCGAGAAGCGCGCCAGUGCCGCCGCCUGCCUGCAGCACCCAUGGCUCAACCCCUAGGCCGGCUGCCGGCCUCGGGCACAUGCUCUGCCCACCGGGGGCCUCUGGGUGGGCCUGUGCCCAGGAAAGCGCGCAUCUCUCAAUAAAACGUGCACUGAACACUGGGCUCCAGGA
This is a messenger RNA of Cavia porcellus (domestic guinea pig), 2175 nucleotides long. It is a transcript of the gene Srpk3, whose product is annotated as SRSF protein kinase 3. Gene Ontology annotation, cellular component: nucleus; cytoplasm. The coding region runs from base 274 to 2061 and encodes 595 amino acids. The record is from RefSeq and is a predicted model, not a curated record. The transcript has 14 exons. Gene Ontology annotation, biological process: intracellular signal transduction; spliceosomal complex assembly; regulation of mRNA processing. Gene Ontology annotation, molecular function: protein serine/threonine kinase activity; ATP binding. NCBI's taxonomy places the organism in Eukaryota, Metazoa, Chordata, Mammalia, Rodentia, Caviidae.